Lingula anatina is the source of this 701-nucleotide messenger RNA. RefSeq lists its product as uncharacterized. The record is from RefSeq and is a predicted model, not a curated record. Lineage: Eukaryota; Metazoa; Brachiopoda; Lingulata; Lingulida; Lingulidae.
UAUAUUGUAGAACGUUGUAUGUCCUAUUUGUACGCCAAGAUGAUGAAGUUGGUGGUCCUCGCUCUCCUCGUGGCUGCUGUGGCCGCUUUUAACGUUUACCGUGAUAACUACGCCUAUAACUACGGUUAUCAGACAGCGGGAUACGCCAAGGCCCCUGAGAUCACCUACAACAGAGGAUACCCCAGAAACUACUUCUCUGGCUGCAGAGGUCACGUGUACAACACACAUUUCGAGGACUGUUGUGGUGGAGUAGCCGUCUAUGACCGCAGGUACCAGGACUGCUGUGGCGGACGCCUGGUAGUGGACAAACCCGCCCAAUGUCCAAGCCACUACGGCUACGGCAAGAAAUAUUAAACCGGACGUCUGACAGUUGAACGUCACGCCUGGAGACUACACGUAUCUAGCGGUAGCCUGACGUAGAGCGGCGUUGACGCGUUCCGGGCCUCCACGCGUAUCAUCCAAAAUAUUACAAUGAAAUAACACUGCUGCAGUUUUUAAAGACAAGCAACUGACUUUUUUAUUUUCAAAUUGUUAUGGGUGAUACUUAGGACUUCUACAAACUUUUAGUGACGUUUGAAUUUUCUGAAAAAGACUUGGAUUAAUCUACAUCACAAUCAGUAUUAACAGUCUAUGUAUUUAGUUCAUGGUAAUGUCUAGUGUAUGACGUGUGGCACAUUUUAUCCUUCCUUCACCAAAUAAAG